AUAAAACCGAAUGUAGUUUUUCUGGAUUUCCUUUUGAGCUAGACCAAGCCGUAAGCUAGACCAAGAAAUCAGGUGUUACCCUAUUAUAGGCUGCUGUGUUAUCAAACAUCUUUAGAGCAGUUUUCUUAACUUCGAAAUAGAAAUGAAAUUCGGUUGUUUAUCUAUUUUCCUUAUAGCUUUUACUGCAUUUGUUUAUAGCCAGGAACAACUAGAGGAGCAGAUAAUCGGUAGGCAGGAAUAUGCAGUAGAAAAAAUUGCGCAAGUUUGGCCUUGGAACGAUAAGGUAGAUGAUCGACCAUUCAGAACAAGAGAUUGCUUUAGACCUGUAGAUGCUAGUAUCACACCCGUAGGCUGUUAUGCAAAUAUUCCUACGUGGAGAUGGGACAUGAAAAGUAAAGCUUGCAAAUAUGUUAUAUUUGGAGGAUGCAACGAGACGAAAAACCUUUUCUUUACUAAAGCUGAAUGUGAAGAAGUGGCGAAGCCAGUUUGCAAAAAGUUUACUGAUAUUCUGGGAAAAAUAAAUUUACUUGAUGUACUUGAUGUGCUAAUUUAUAAACUUCAAGAAUGAUACUAUUGUUUACCUAAUUCUAUAUUCACUUAUUGUACUGAUGAUUUUCAUUGUUUAUGAUCUGUAAUAUAUUGAUUAUCAAAAAAAAUGUAUAUG
This is a messenger RNA of Diabrotica virgifera virgifera (western corn rootworm), 664 nucleotides long. RefSeq lists its product as uncharacterized. The record is from RefSeq and is a predicted model, not a curated record. NCBI's taxonomy places the organism in Eukaryota, Metazoa, Arthropoda, Insecta, Coleoptera, Chrysomelidae. Gene Ontology annotation, molecular function: serine-type endopeptidase inhibitor activity. Bases 143 to 568 code for a protein of 141 amino acids. The transcript has 2 exons.